Messenger RNA from Cydia pomonella (codling moth), 2420 nucleotides. RefSeq lists its product as uncharacterized. The record is from RefSeq and is a predicted model, not a curated record. Bases 828 to 1349 code for a protein of 173 amino acids. Lineage: Eukaryota; Metazoa; Arthropoda; Insecta; Lepidoptera; Tortricidae. The transcript is spliced from 4 exons.
CGCAGUCUGUCGCGAGACGCCUAAGUGGUUAGUGAUUACACAAAACGAAAUCUAGAUGUUAGACAAUAUUAUACAGACUUUGUCUCACGUAGUGAUUAAAAAAAAUAAACAAAAUAGACUAAUUUUCAGUUCGAAGUAGUUAUUUUCAAUACACUAGCUCGUAAAAGUUUUAUCUUGGAAUUCAUGUUGAAUUGAUGAGUGAUGAAUGUUGUAUUUUAUCGUCAAGUGCGGCAAAGUAAUUUGAUGCACCUUUUAAGUCGGUUCCUUGCUGGUAGAAUUGAUAUUUUAAUGAUGUUUUGAAUGAUUUCAAUACUCGUAUUUAGUAAUGUUAAUUCUGAAUUGUAGGAUUUUACAGUUAGUAUUUUCCUAGCGCUAGUAUGGUGAACAUUUUUGUGUUUCACGCGGUGGCAAGUUUGUUUAACCCUCAUACCUUAAACCCAAGUAACGCUCAAGAAUCCAGUUUUCAAACCACACACAUUUUGGCAUCUUUUGCUUCAAUUAUCAGUUAAAGCACAAGGGGUUAACCUUUUGAAUGCUUUUUGUCAUAAACACAAACAUCACUUAAACGCCAAGCUCCCGGACGCAAAAGAGAAAUGUAAACCUUGUAAGUGUGAAGGUUACUUUGACAACGUCUGCCAUAACACCUAUAGUUGUUCUUGGCGCUGUGGGCGCGACGACUUUAGGUGUUCUUGGCGUUCAAAAGGUUAAACAACCACUUUGAUAGGGUUGGAACAGGGCCCAGAGCUUUAUACGUGAGUUACAAGUAAAUCGAAGAGGCCGCUGACUUAUGUCAGGAUUAUAAUCCCGGCUGCGGUGUGGUCUACGAAAUGAAAUGGUGCCAAUCGACGUGUCCAACGAUCCCUAUAGUUAGGAAGUGUUGCUUCUUUGUGCCCAUACGGAAAGGAGUUAUUAUAUUCGGAUAUGUCAAUUUGGUGCUCACCCUUCUCGUCUUCCCAUUUUUCGUCUUCAUGCUGGUUGAGGAGGCGACCAAAGAUGAUGACGGCCAGGAACUGCCUCCGCGGAUGGACCCCAUAGUGCAUAUACCACUGACCCUCGCGUUUCUACUCACUGACGUUGUUAUGUACAUCGUUCUCCUUAUAGGAGCCCACAAAAGAAAACAGAGCUUACUGAAGAGCUACCUGUACUUCGGCCUCGUGUUCCAAGUGCUGACUUUCUGCGUGGACAUGGUGUUCCUCGAUAUGGAAGAGUAUCUCGAGAACGCCGUGUACUUCUUCUUUUUAGGUCUGAACGUGUACCUGCUUUUCUUAGUCUACAACACAGUACGAGUCAUCGAAGAGAGUGCAGUCCAAUAUGUGGCGCAUCGGGAUCUGAGGCAUCUCAUCAUGUGACGUCACUACUUUCCACUGAUCUCAACUACAAAGUGGAGCAUGAGGCCGCGUUCCCAUUAUGUCGUAACGACAGUAAUCGUAACUUUUUUGACGACCGGUCUGGCCUAGUGGGUAGUGACCCUGCCUAUGAAGCUGAUGGUCCCGGGUUCAAAUCCUGGUAAGGGCAUUUAUUCGUGUGAUGAGCAUGGAUAUUUGUUCUGAGUCAUGGGUGUUUUCUAUGUAUUUAAGUAUGUAUACAUAUUUAUAUAUUAUAUAUAUCGUUGUCUAAGUACCCUCAACACAAGCCUUAUUGAGCUUACUGUGGGACUUAGUCAAUUUGUGUAAUAAGGUCCCAUAAAAAAAAAAACUGUCCUAUAUGUGAAUACCUCCAUUUAAAUACAGGCCACGACGCACAGAUCUGUCGUUACGGCUUAAUGGGCCUAAUCGUAAGAUAACUCGUGGUUACAAUCACAAUUCAUAGGCGCUCCUAAGGUACAGUCACGUCUGAAAACAUCGACACGAUAAGUGCCAAAAAUAUGUAUACACGACUUUAUGGACCAUGUAUUAGGGUAGUGUAUACAUAUUUCUGGCACUUUGUUCGUAUCGAUAUUUUCAGACGUGGCCGUACUAUAAAUAAUAUUAUAUGCCUGGGAGUCCGAGCGCUUUUUACAAGCUUUAACUUGACAUGUUCGUAUGUAACUUUUUUUUUUUCAAAUCUUGUAAAGCAUUUCUCAAUCACUUCCUGAUAUCCGAUUAAGCGGAAAAUUUGCAUUCAUAUGUAAGUCGGAUGACAAUGCAAUACUAUUGUACCAUCGAGCUGAUCUGAUGAUGGAGACAGAAGCUGGCCAUAGGAACGUUGUGAUGAAACAACGCAAACUAAUUGUGUUUGGGGUUUUUAGAAUUGUCUCGAUGAGUAUUAGUGUUAUUAUUGCCUGUGGGAAGAAAAUUACAGUCAGCGAUAAACGUUUGUACGAAAAAUAUUUUUUUUCACAAACUUAUUCAGUUGCGUCCAAGUUAACGACCUAUAGGUACACAAAAAAGUUUUAUUUUGAAAAAAGUUGCCAUUAAUGAAUAUAUUCUUAAUAUUUUUAA